Molecule: messenger RNA, 1323 nt
Organism: Procambarus clarkii (red swamp crayfish)
Lineage: Eukaryota; Metazoa; Arthropoda; Malacostraca; Decapoda; Cambaridae
Source: RefSeq, a predicted model, not a curated record
AUGCUUCGGUCAGACACUCACCGCACCCCUAUGCUUCGGUCAGACACUCACCGCACCCCUAUGCUUCGGUCAGACACUCACCGCACCCCUAUGCUUCGGUCAGACACUCACCGCACCCCUAUGCUUCGGUCAGACACUCACCGCACCCCUAUGUUUCGGUCAGACACUCACCGCACCCCUAUGUUUCGGUCAGACACUCACCGCACCCCUAUGCUUCGGUCAGACACUCACCGUACCCCUAUGUUUCGGUCAGACACUCACCGCACCCCUAUGUUUCGGUCAGACACUCACCGCACCCCUAUGUUUCGGUCAGACACUCACCGCACCCCUAUGUUUCGGUCAGACACUCACCGCACCCCUAUGUUUCGGUCAGACACUCACCGCACCCCUAUGUUUCGGUCAGACACUCACCGCACCCCUAUGUUUCGGUCAGACACUCACCGCACCCCUAUGUUUCGGUCAGACACUCACCGCACCCCUAUGUUUCGGUCAGACACUCACCGCACCCCUAUGUUUCGGUCAGACACUCACCGCACCCUUAUGUUUCGGUCAGACACUCACCGCACCCCUAUGUUUCGGUCAGACACUCACCGCACCCCUAUGUUUCGGUCAGACACUCACCGCACCCCUAUGUUUCGGUCAGACACUCACCGCACCCCUAUGUUUCGGUCAGACACUCACCGCACCCCUAUGUUUCGGUCAGACACUCACCGCACCCCUAUGUUUCGCCAUGAGGUUGAAGAUAGAGCUCGCCAACAUAGAACACGAACGUCUGAAGGAACAAGCUGCCCUUUAGAGGAAGCUCUUCAGGUAAGAGAACGUGAAGCUGCCCUCGAGAAGGAACAAGUUGAAAUUCAAUAUGAACGUGAGACACUCCUCAGGGAACAAGCCGAACUUCAACUCAAAGCCGCUCAUAAGCGAGCUGCCUUGGAUCGUGAACGUGAGAAAGACCAACUCAAUCUCCAAGAACAACAAGUCGCCCUCACGCUAGAGCACCGACGUAAAGAGCUUGACCUUGAAACCACCCACAUCACUCAGGGGCAGGAAGCUGAAGCCGAACUCCCGUGCUACUACUUAGAGUUUGCUCAAAAUAAGAAAGGAUAUCUUAUGAAGUGGCUGGAAUCAGCCGAAGUCACCACCUUUGCAGAUCUCCUCAACCUCAUCCUGAUGGAAGAAUGCCUUCGUCGUGUUCCUACUCCUAUACGUCUCUACUUUUCAAAUAAGGAAGAGACCAACCUUACUAGGUGUGCUCAGUUGGCUGACACAUACAGUCUCAGUCACCGAGUGCCAUCCAACACACCUGGUCCAGUCCGGCUAAAGUGA